AGUGACAGAGACAUUGGCAUUGCUGUCAUAAGGAUGGGCAAAGCAUACCCCGAAGAGGCGCGCAGCCAAGUCAAGCAGCUACUGCAGCAAGGCGUCGCCGAAGAUGAGAUAGAGAAGCAGACGGGCGUGUCCGACAGGACCAUACGCCGCUGGAAGGCAAGUCGUCGACGCUCGUGA
This is a messenger RNA of Aureobasidium pullulans EXF-150, 177 nucleotides long. RefSeq lists its product as uncharacterized. The annotation marks the transcript as partial. Lineage: Eukaryota; Fungi; Ascomycota; Dothideomycetes; Dothideales; Saccotheciaceae. The transcript is spliced from 2 exons. The record is from RefSeq and is a predicted model, not a curated record.